Malaclemys terrapin pileata is the source of this 4131-nucleotide messenger RNA. RefSeq names its product non-SMC condensin I complex subunit G (gene NCAPG). The transcript has 22 exons. NCBI's taxonomy places the organism in Eukaryota, Metazoa, Chordata, Testudines, Emydidae. The record is from RefSeq and is a predicted model, not a curated record. Gene Ontology annotation, cellular component: cytoplasm; condensin complex; condensed chromosome. Bases 183 to 3272 code for a protein of 1029 amino acids. Gene Ontology annotation, biological process: mitotic chromosome condensation.
UCCCCCUUCCUGCUUUUCGCUCUCCGACCGGAAUCCUCGCGAGACUGCUCAGGGCGCUCGGGACCGAUUUGAAUUAGGUAACGGCAGCAGCGCGGGAGCUGUGGCCGUACGCGAGGCCCGGAGCGGGGCUGACACGGACCGACGCGAUAGAUCAGCGCUUCCCAGCGCGGGGCCCGGCAGCAAUGGGAGCAGAGAAGAAGCUGCUGCAAAUCAAAGAUGCGUUCGAGAUGGCUCAGAAACCUCAUCAGAACCAUGCAAAACUAGUGGCAGCUUUGAAGCGUACCUACAAUCAGCUGAAGGAUAAGAUGGUUUUUCAUGAGGAGUUUGUUCAUUACCUUAAGUAUCCUAUGAUAAUCUACAAGCGGGAACCAGCAGUGGAACAAGUGAUAAAUUUUGCAGCUAAGUUUGUUACUUCAUUUGAUCAGCUGGAGAAAGAAGAUGGUAAUGAGGAAGAAGAAGAAAACUCACUUCUGAGUUAUUUGUUUAAUUUUCUGCUUGAGUCUCACAGUGCGAACAGCCAUGCUGUUAGACUUCGAGUGUGCCAGCUUGUUAAUAAGCUUUUGGGAAGUAUGCCAGAAAAUGCCCAGAUUGAUGAUGAUCUCUUUGAUAAAAUUAAUGAAGCCAUGCUAAUUAGACUGAGGGAUAAGAUUCCAAAUGUGAGACUCCAAGCUGUACUGGCAUUGGCUAGACUUCAGGAUCCCAAUGAUGAGAACUGUCCUGUGGUUAAUGUUUACAAUGCUUUGCUUGAAAAUGAUUCAAGUUCAGAAGUGAGGCGUGCAGUGUUGUCAUGUAUUGCCCCAUCAGCUAAGACUUUGCCAAAAAUUGUAGGCCGCACUAUGGAUAUAAAAGAGGCUGUCAGGAAACUGGCAUAUGAGGUUUUGGCAGAAAAAGUUCACAUGAGAGCUUUGUCCAUAGCUCAGAGAGUAAAACUGUUGCAGCAAGGACUUAAUGACAGAUCUGAUGCUGUUAAGGAGGUGGUGCAGAAGAAACUUCUUCAAGCCUGGUUACGGUUGACUGAGGGGGAUGUCCUAGAAUUGCUUCACCGGUUGGAUGUAGAAAACUGCCCCAAAGUGGCUGUCUCAGUGCUUAAUGCCAUGUUUUCGUUAUCUCCACUUAGUGACUUAGUUCAGAACUGCAAAAACCUUGAUAACAGGAAAUUGAUUCCAGUGGAAGAUCUAACUGCUGAGAGUGCUUUAUAUUGGAGAUCCCUUUGUGAGUAUCUAAAAUCAAAAGGGGAAGAAGGUGAAGCUUUGAUGGAGCAGAUUUUGUCAGAACCUGCCACAUAUUCAGAUUAUCUGUUGAGUUACCUUCAGAACAUGCCAGUUCUGAGUGAAGAACAAAGGGAAGAUUUUUCCUGUAUUGAAAACUUGCUGACAAAAGAAUUUAUAGGACAGCAGUUGAUUCUUAUUAUAGGCUGCAUGGAUACCACUGAAGAGGGGGGAAGGAAGCGUCUACUGGCCGUCUUGCAGGAGAUUCUUAUUCUACCUACUACUUCAACAUCCCUUAUAUCUUCACUUGUUGAGAGAUUGCUCAGCAUUAUCAAAGAUGAUGACAGGAGAAUUCAUACUGUUGCAGAAAUUAUCUCAGAGGUUCGUGAGCCCAUUGUUACAGUUGACACUCCUAUAGAUGCAGCUGAAAUAAGAAAGCAACAACUUAAGCUGGCUGAAAUAAAAGUGAAACUUUUGGAAACAAAAGAAGCUUUGGAGGAAUGUGUUACUCUGCAGGAUUUUAAUCGUGCAUUGGUGUUAAAAGAGAAAAUAACAGAGCUGGAAUGCAUCAAGAGUGAUAUGAUAAAAGAAGCCGAACAGCCUGAAAUUAAAGAAAUGCGUGUGGAGAAGAAUGAUCCUGAAACGCUACUGAAGUGUUUACUGAUGUGUUAUGAACUCCUCAAGCAGAUGUCCCUUUCUAAAGAAAUAGGCCCAACAAUGAAUGGGAUCAUUGAAUCCUUGAUACUUCCUGGAAUAACUAAUGUGCAUCCAGCUGUAAGAAAUAUGGCAGUUUUAUGUUUGGGUUGCUGUGCCCUGCAGAACAAAGACUUUGCCAGUCAACACCUUGCAUUGCUGCUACAGGUUUUACAAAUUGAUGAUAUUAAGGUAAAGCGAAGUGCUUUAAAGGCAGUCUUUGACCAGCUGAUGUUAUUUGGGAUAGAAACAUUCAAAGCAAAAAAAGACAAUGAUUCUCACAGUGAAGAAACAGAGAUUAGAAAAAGAGAUUGUGAAGAGGAGGAGACUAAAAUAAAAGAAUUGGAAGAAGAGACUGCCACUGUUCACAACCUCCUACAACUUCUUUCCAGUUUCUUAGACAGCGAGUUUUCAGAACUCAGGACAGAAGCUGCAGAAGGCCUGGCCAAGUUGAUGUUCUCUGGAAGGUUAAUUAGUGCCAAACUUCUUUCUCGUCUCAUUUUGUUGUGGUAUAAUCCAGUGACAGAAGAGGAUACUCAACUUAGACACUGUCUGGGAGUUUUCUUCCCUUUAUUUGCUUAUGCAAAUAGGACUAAUCAGGAAUGUUUUGAGGAAGCCUUUCUUCCAACUCUGCGAACACUGUUUAAUGCUCCUGCAUCUUCACCCUUGGCUGAAGUAGAUAUUGCUAAUGUUUCUGAACUGUUAGUGGACCUGACAAGACCAAGUGGACUGAAUCCUCAGGCCAAAAAGUCCCAGGAUUACCAAGAUUUAACAGUGCAUGAUAGCUUAGCCGUGAAAAUCUGCAAUGAGAUCUUGAUAGACCCAACUGCACCAGAUGUUCGUAUUUAUGCGAAAGCCUUGAGUUCAUUAGAACUCAGCAAAUAUUUCACAAAAGAUCUUCUGGUUCUACUUGAUGAGAUCCUUGAGAAGGUCAAAGAUAAGUUGUGUCAAAGAGUGAUUGAGAAAUUCAAGAUAAAUUUAAGCAAAGGAAAUGAUAUAGACAAAGACCGCUCUGAAGUAGAACAGGAAACUGGCACCACAACAUCUGAGCAUGUUAAUCCAAAUGAGGAAGAAAAGAAUAAAGAAGCUGAUCAAAGUCCUGUUAAUGAACAUAAAGAUAAUGCACCUACAAAGCAGAAAUCUACAAGAAGCAAAGCUACUAGAGGGCAGAGAAAAGUAAACACAGAGGCUAGGUCUGUGAACACAAGAAGAAAUCGUAAAAUGGUAGCGUCUGACAGUGAAAGUGGUGAUGAAGUUCCAGAACCAGUUAUAUUGCCAAGUUCAAGACCUUCAAGACGAGCAAAAACAGCAGCACUCGAGAAAACUCGAAUGAAUCUCUCAAAGCUUCUGAAUGUAGAAGCAGACGAUUGAAGAUGAGCGAGCGAGAGAGAGGUGUCCUUCACGAAAGCCAGCUCUUCACAACAGACUUACAAAAAUGUUUUCUUUUACUGUCAAUCCAGUUUUUUUUAAAUCUUUCUAUAGUUGUUUUAAAAACAUGAAGUUCCCAGGAACUUUACAGUAUUUUAAAUUAGUGUUAAUAUUGACAAUCACUCCUUAGUUAGAUGCAUAUUUUCUGUUUGUGUAAUAAAAGUAUAAAGUCUUACUAAAACUUGAUUUGUGGCUUUUAUCUAUUCCAAAUCACAUUUUCCUUGCUUCUCAGAAAAUGCAUAGGGGAAGAAAAGAGGAAGCAACUUGUUAUAGACUUUCCCUGCGUCUUCAGGCACUAACUAUAGGAUUUUAGGAUUUGCUUACAGAACACAAACAAAGUAGAAUUGAUGCCAUUGCAGCUUUGCAUGUCUUUCAGUUGUUGCCAGACAUCUUUCUGCCUGUAAGUGGCUCUGGAACUUGGGGUUAGUUAUUCUUGCUGGUACUGUUUGAAAGCUUGUAAACCUUUCUUUGAUGCAAUAUUUUAUCCAUUUCCAUAGAAUUUUGAAACCUGUGAUUUGGAUAGAAAUUGAUAAAUGGAUGGAUUUCCUCAUAGAUUCUGUGCGCUGAAGGUUCACUUUGUGAACAUCCACUUUUGUGCCAUAAUUUUUUUGCAAGGACUUGUUUGUUCUUUCUGGAAGAUGUUGGCAGGCUUCCCCAUGCAGUAUAGGACUUAGGUUGGUAAGGAUGUACAUGGGUGAUUUGUAAAACUACUGUUUUAGCAAAGGACAAAAUAGGGCUGUUAGGAGAGGGAUGUGAUUCAACACUUUCUCCCUUCCCACCACCCCAGGUGAUUACUGUUAAG